UAGUUCUCCUCAGUCGCGCAGGUGGCGCUGAACGGCGCGCUAAAUAUGCGGGCGCUUGCGUACCCCGGCGGUCAGUCGCGGAUCGGCUUUCGCGUCAGUGGUAUCGUUCGUUCGUUCGUAUUCCCCGCCGUCGGCGGAACGUCACGUCUCUCUGUUUUCGUUCGCGAGAGCGACCGGCAAUUGGUCCGGCGGGUGGCCGAGGGAACAACGUCAGUGGACGCGGUACACCGCUAUCUAAAAAACGGAGUGACACUCUUGACGAGCAAUGAGCAUCCGCGGCCGUCCGGAUUGAUGUCCCGCGGGAUUCAACGCGCGUUCGCGAGAGAGGAGAGUAAACCAGAGAGUAACGGUCGUUCCCCCGGCUCGUUUCGAGUGACAUUCGCAACGAUAAACAUCGAUCGCUCGCCCUCCCUCGUCGUUCUGCUCCCCACCAUCAUCACUACCACACUUCGAUCGUAGAUCGCGCGCUCUCGGCUCUCCCUCGCACGAGAUGGAUCAUCAAGCGGAGCAGCGGCGCGCGCGCGACUGUUGAGUCUGUGACGCCGCCGGCCGCGCCGGUCGACCGCGCGACGCGACGCGACGCGACGCGACUCGGAGUCGGAAUAGUCGGAUUAUAUUCUCCCCCUUCGGCGUGCGUUCGGCGUUCGUCGCUCCCGUAGAAUGGACGGACACUCGCCGUCGUAACGACGGCGUUGUCAGCGGCGCGGUGGGCGCAUCGAUCAACCUGUGAGGGAGCGAGUACGACCCUCGCUGUAACCGAAGCGCGGACGCGCCGGAGACGAGACUCACGAGACACGAGUUCAGCGAGCUCGCGGCCGAAAGAAUUGUCGCUUUCACUCCCACCGGUUAUCGUCGAGUACUCGAGUCUCCGUUUCCGCGUUAUCGAUAACGGAUAUACGACAUAACUAUCGAGGAAAAAAGAGGAGGUAUGGAUAUUCGCCGCCGCUCUCGUCCCCGUGAAAUGGCAGACGCGGCCGCGGACCGGCCGCGACGGGCGAGCCGGUUGAAGUAAGCUGUAAGCGACGACGGAAUCUCUCUCUCUCUCUCUCUCGGAAGCAACGGGCACGUAUAUCGUCAGCCGUCAGCCGUCAGUCGUGUGUGCGUGUGCGCGCGCGGCCGCGCGUGAACGCGGCGCCAAAGUAUAUUCGCGGAGUGUGUGGUGCGACGAGAUAAAAGAAAAGGAAAAGAAACGUACGUCUGUCUGCCCGUCCGUCCGUCAGCGUGGCCUGCGUGGCGUCGAAGAAAAAAAAGAGAUGAACCGUCGUUAACGAGAUCGUCGUCGGUUACGGCGUCGUGACGGGCCCGAUGACGCGCGAGUGUUGAUCGGCGUCCUGAGAGUGUUGAUCUGGGUGCCUUGAUCCUUCAACCUUCCCAGUUCCCUCCCCAUCUUCAGUUCGGUUGUGUGUGCGUUUCAACGUGCGAUUGCGUGCAAUCUCUCGGACAGCACGACGGAGAAGAAAAAGGGUACGACGCACGACGGGGGCAGCCCUCGGAUAUAUUAAUGAAGAUGUGCCGCGGAUUGAUCGAUCGGUUGCUCUUGCUAGCGGCGUUCGGCAUCACAGUCCAAGGACAGCUGAAAUGUCCACGGAUAACCGAGCACCCGUCCGACAUAAUAGUCGCGAAAAAUGAGCCGGUGACGUUGAACUGCAAGGCGGAGGGUAAGCCCGAACCGGUGAUAGAGUGGUACAAGGACGGUGAGCUCGUGCAGACGUCGCCGGGGGACGCCAAGUCACAUCGGGUCCUACUGCCUACGGGAUCCUUGUUCUUUCUGCGGGUGAUGCACGGCAAGAAGGAGCAGGAUGGUGGUGUAUAUUGGUGCGUCGCGCGGAAUAAGGCUGGAUCCGUCCCGAGUAGGAACGCCACUCUCACAGUCGCAGUGCUGCGGGAUGAGUUUCGCGCGGAGCCACAGAACACGAGGGUCGCCGCCGGGGAGACGGCUUUGCUGGAGUGCGGACCGCCUCGCGGCCAUCCGGAGCCAACCCUCCAUUGGAAGAGGAACGGUCACAUAAUAGACCUGGAAGCGACAAAACGGAUAACCCUCGUGGACGGGGGUAACCUAAUGAUAUCUGACGUGAGGCCAGCCGAUCAGGGCAAAUACCAAUGCAUCGCUGAAAACAUGGUUGGCACUAAGGAGUCUGCGGUAGCGGUCCUCACGGUUCAUGUGAAGCCGUACUUCCUGGCCAUGCCGUCAAACCAGACGAUCCUCGCGGAACAGACGGCGGAGUUCGCCUGCAGGGUGGGCGGCGACCCGGAGCCGGAGAUCUUGUGGCGUCGAAACGACGGCAAGAUGCCGAUAGGCCGGGCGCACAUUCUCAAUGACAAAAGUUUACACAUCGAGCGGGUGAACCCCCAAGACCAGGGGACGUACAUCUGCGACGCGGAGAACGGCGUCGGUGCGAUAUCAGCGAGCGCCACUCUUACCGUGCACUCGAGGCCGGUAUUCACAAACUUCCCCAAGGACGAGACGGUAAACGCCGGCACCGACGUCACUUUCUCAUGCGCCGCGCGGGGUGCUCCGAAGCCGUCGAUAUUUUGGACCCGGGAAGGUUCUCAGGAACUAAUGUUCCCCGACCACACGUAUCAAAGCCACUACACCGUCACGGAAGACGGAAGUCUGAGUAUCAAGGGCGCCGUCAGGAAGGACGAGGGCCACUACGUGUGCAGCGCCAUUAGUCAGGCUGGCGCCAGCACCGCCACCGUAUUUCUUCAGGUGACGUCCGUCGAGGAGACUCCACCACCCAUAAUCGAGCUGGGCCCGGCGAAUCAGACCCUGCCGCUGAAGAGUGUCGCCUCGUUGCCGUGUCGUGCGGUCGGUACACCCACGCCGCGGGUUCACUGGCACAAGGAAGGUGUACUCGUGCGACCGGGCGGCCGCAUCACGAUGGCCAUCAACGGCACGCUGUUCAUCGACGACCUGCAUGCCAAUGAUUCCGGCCUAUACACCUGUAUCGCCUCGUCGGAGUCCGGCAACACCUCCUGGUCGGCGUACCUGACCAUCAGCACCGGUGCCAGCUUCCAUCGGACGCCUGACGUGUCGGCGUUGCCGCAGAAUCCGAGUAAGCCGCGGAUAGUAAACGCUACUAGCAACUCCGUCACCCUGACGUGGAGCCCGGGUCAUGAGGGUCAAAGCAAGAUCAUUGGCUACAACAUUGAGUACUACAGCAGUAACCUGAACACCGGCUGGGUGGUGGCGGCCACGGGUGUUCUCGACGACAUCUACACGGUGACAGAUUUAAGGCCGGAGACCAAUUACGUUUUCCUAGUACGAGCGGAAAAUAGCCAGGGGCUCUCCUUGCCUGGACCACUGUCGGACGUCGUACAAACUACUAACGUAAAUCAGCAUACGGUACCGCAAGUGGAACUGACUCGCGCCAGGGAUCGGCUGAACAGCGAGAUUUUACAUCUCAAAGAGGUACAACCGUUGACCAGUACCAGCGUGAAGAUCAUGUGGGACAUUCUUGGCGCAGCAGAUUUAGUGGAAGGUCUUUAUAUACGAUAUCGCGAGGUUUCCGAGAAACCAGAAUAUCAGAUGGUUACGGUGCUCAACGCUGGCGCUACCAGUUACGUGCUGACUAAUCUAAAAAAGUAUACGCGUUACGAAUUCUUCCUGGUCCCCUUCUACAAGAUAAUCGAAGGUCGACCGAGCAACGUGAAGCUGGUCACCACAUUGGAGGACAUGCCCUCGGGCGCUCCCGAGAAUGUCCAUGUGGGGAUGAUAAAUAUGACCUCGGCUUUCGUUCGAUGGUCACCACCACCAAAGAACACUCAGAAUGGCCAAUUGAUUGGUUACAAGAUUCAGAUCAAGAGCAACAGCAGCAAUAAGAUUCUGGGGCAAAUGUCCCUGAACGCGUCUACCACGUCGGUGAUCAUCAACAGCCUGACCACUGGCGGUUUAUACACGGCUCGCGUCGCUGGACAAACUCGGGUUGGACUGGGUCCUUUUUCUAGUCCGACUCUGUUAAACAUGGAUCCAGGACAGCUGACGCAAUUACCGCCGCGUACCGAUCCCAGCCAUGGAGGUGCGUCCGUUGUCAGAGAAACGUGGUUCCUUGUGCUGAUAAUAACGAUGAUAUUCACCAUUAUCGCCGUGCUGUUGGCCGCCCUGUACGUGAGACGUAGGCAAGCGAUGAGCAAGCAACUGGGUCACUUAAAUGUACCUGUGGGUACCGCAAACGAUAUCUGUCAAUUGAAUAAAGACACGCUCUGGCUGGAACGAGGUUGGCGGCCAACUAAUACUCUCCAGGCCGCCAACGAUAAGGAUUGUGAGACCAAGUUACUUAAUAAUCAGCACAUGCUGGCGGCCGGUAUAAUGGGCAUGGCCGGCUCGGAAUACGCUGAAGUAAAUCUGACGACGUUCUACAACACACGCAAGCAAAUGCAAGCGCCGCCGCCGGAGCCAUACGCGACCACGACCCUGUGUGUGGGCAGCCGUAACUCAGACUCGAUCGAAACCAGCUGCCAGAAGUCAAACUCCAGCGAUUCGUGUCUGAAACCGGAUUAUUCAAGCCUGGACUCGAAUCAGGAACCCAACAAGUCUACGGUGUCGCCAAGCAGUGACAACAUGAGCGGCGGGGACGCCGCCUACGCAGACGAGAAUCUGGACAUGCAAAGGAGACAGUACAGAAUAACAGGCUCUGCAGGCGACGCGCCACAAACCGGUAUGCCGAUGCCUAACUGGUGCGACAUGUUGCCGCCGCCGCCUGAACACCCACCCCCUCUUGGCACAUCCGUAGCCACUGGUCGGAUACAGCAGCAGCAGCAGCAUCAGUUGCAACAUUCGCACCAACAGCAACAGCAACAAGUGCCGUUCAGUCCGCAUCUCGGCAAGAGAAGCAUCCAGAACGAUCUAGAUCACUGCGGUAACUCAGGUGCCGGUUCGUGCAAUCCACAGAGUCCACCUACUCCGCCUAUCAGAGUGACCAAUAGCUUCAGCCCGUCGCCAACACCCUGGAGUAGUAGCGGACAGAGUCAGCACUCGGAGACCGGCGCUCUCCAGAUGCCUGGCAACCUUCAAGUUCCGCAGGGCAGAUACACGACACUGCCACCGCAAACUAAUCCGCCACCAUUACCCUCGUUCCCGCAGGGUUUCAAUCACUACGAUUACAAGAACCAGGAGAAUGAAUAUGAAAGUGGCUCCGUGAUUUAUGGCCAUCACCAGAACGGUCUGCCAGACGAUUACGGCGCGCGCGGCGAUCCCGCGUUUACUCGUUCCAACAAUCAACAGUCCCAUCUGACGCCGUCCGCCAUGAGCGAAGAGCUGUAUCGGCACAGAGACGAAAUGUUCCACAAUGACAAUCUCUAUCAGCCCGAGAAUGACGAGUGGGACAGGAAGUCAUGCGACUCCAACACGCACUCGGACGCAUGUUGCUCGUGCUCGGAAUCGAGCUGCCUCUACGCCGACACCGUGCAAUACAACGCGCAGCAGUAUAGUACGGCAUGCGGUCACAGUAGUAGCAGAACGGGUUCCCGAAGCAGGAAUAAUAGGAGUCCGCGAAGAAGAAACAGGACGUCCUCACCUACGUACAGUAGCGACAGCAAUUACUCCUGCAUCCCCCAAAGGCAAUGCGGAAGUACGAAUUCACAGGAGAGACUGAGGCAUCGUAGUAAAGACAAGCUGCCUAGUUUUUCAAGGACGGGCAAUUACAGUCAACACAAUUCUUCGGCCUCUAAUACGAUGAGUAGUACGGGCAGUCAACGAUACAAUAAGCUAAAUAGUAUCUUUGCAAGCGGCAAUAACCCGAACGCUCCGACGGAGUCUAGUCGACUGGGUGAUCACCGUGAAAGCUAAAUACUACUUGGACAUAGUAAAUACAGGACGUGCCUGAACAAACGGCCUUCGAUCACAACGAACGAUCGUACUCUAGCGACUACGGGAGGCCGUUUCGCAAUCAGCAAUGUCGUGGUAGCUCGUCGAGUACGGUUCGAUUGAGCGCAUCGUAUAUAUAAUGAAAGAUACAUCGUAGUGUCUCGCAGGGUUACUAUAUUUCUAUAUAUACUUGGCGCGAAACGCUACCGCGUUUCUUUCAACGGUCCACACGCUGGAAAGCUACAUCGAUUUGAUUUGUUGAUUAUACACAAGUUUGGUGACAAUGAGUGAAUCUCGUACUUUCUCUGUGUUAUAUAAUAUCGAAAAAAUUUAACAGCGAAAUAUUAUUAUAAUUAUUCCAUGACUGACAAUGUUUUACGUUUAACUGAUUACGUGGCAGUAGUUUAAGCUUGUAGAAUAUUCUUGUGUUUGUACGAAGCGCAAUAACGGUCUAUCGUGGUAGGAACAUUAUUUCAACUUUCAAGACUCGAAAGAUUGAAUCGCUCCGUGACUGAUGCUUGCAACAUUUGAAUGCUAUGCCGCCUAGACCCCGUUACGUACACGCGAUAUAGUCGAUUGUUUUGUACUCUGUACUUGGAUAAGGGCUUUCAAAACAGAUAACAUCGCAAGAGGAAUGGAAGCAACGCGUAGUAUUAUCUUUCUUUGAACGCUCUACCAAAUAGACUGAUUAACGUAUCAUCGGACCUUGCUUAUAUUUUCUUUAUUCUUCACUUUGUAUCACGCUGAGAGAUAGAAGUGAUCCCAAUAUUCGUGAAAUAUAUUAAGAAAAAGAAAAAAGAGGAAAGAAAAUGUUCUUCUCUCUCAUAUAUUGCGAUUUGCUGUUGCGCGACAUGUUCCUCGAGUAAACAUUUAACGCCUGAGCGGUCACGGGCUAAUAUUUCAAUCUUGAACUUCGCUGUAUUUUCGAUUGUCAUGUAAACUGCCAUUCCCGCUGACGUACUGUUAGUUUGAUUAAGUUUUUAUCUUAAAUAGUGGCUUUAAAAGUCACAUUUUAGCUUGCGAAUGUCAGCGAGCUACAAAAGUUUCCGCGCGACCGCUCCGGAAUGAAUGUCGUGUAUAAAUUUUCCGUGUGUGACGUGUUUUUUUUUAACGUGGCGAUAACAUAAACGGAGAGAAGAAUAUACGAUACAACGGGUUGAUCCGUUUGAGCGCGAACUAAGAUUUGGGUCACGUAAAGCGCGUACGAAUCAAGCAAGCGCGGUCAACUAUUUAUUGAUUGACAAAUUUUGUCGAUAAAAAAAUUUGAUAACUCGGAGGUAAAUUAUUUUAGUUUAUCUCCAUUUAUAAGCAAUAGAAGACAUAAAUAACUGAACUCUAAUUUUACAAAGUAAGUUCUUGUUUUAAAAAAUAACAUAUUUCUUAUGACGAGCAGCUAAAUAUUUGAUUAAAAUUAUUGAAACGAUUGCACUUAUUACGCUCUAAGAGAGAUAAAGACUCCAAUAUUAUAGCAAUAAUAAGAGUAUACGCGUACGUUAUCGUACCGAGACGAGCUUGUUUGUUGAAAAUGAGACUUCAAGAUUUUUAAAAUAAUUCGGUAUAGGGUAGUUCCGCGAUCUCUUCGAGCGUCAAAGUGAUUUCAUUCCGAAGUCAUUGUCUCGGAAACAAUCGAACAGGCAAUCGUUCGCAAUUGUUCUACUGUGCUGUACACGAAAUUAACUUAUCGAUCGACCGUGUCUGCUUGUUCUGUACGCAGAAUGAUCCUUUCACUACGGUGGUUUUUGUCGAAAGGCUUCACUUCCUGCGGACGAAGUGAUUGUUUUCAAUCGUGAAGCCCAAAUGCAAUAUAUUACGGAUUGCAAUACGCAGCAAUUGCUCAUAUUCAUGUUCCAUGUUCGACACUAAAUGAGCUCGUUCGAUUCUGAGUCCAUAAUAGCAUCUCUCAUCUCUAUGUUAAAUAGCUAAACAUUCGGGAAUCAGAAUCAAACGCAAAAUGUGAAUGGGCGUUUUGGUGGAUGCAGUCAUCCUUGGUGCGAGUAAUUAGAGGUGGGCGAUUACAGUAUCUCUCAGCACACGACGGAAGCUGAAUGGAUAGGCAGGUAUAAUCGUAGCGAAAGGAUUAACAUGUCACGCCCGACAAGAUGAUUCGCGCUCGGCAUCGCGACCGGCCUCAUAAAGCGUGGCAUUUAUUUUCGACAGCCUGUAAGGUGCUCAGGCCACGACAAAUGGAGUAUAUUAUUUUGGAUAUAACGUUCCUAAAUCCUAAGGCAACCGAGGGCUAAUCUCCACGAAGAAGGGCCACGUAUAAUUCUUCCAAAACGGGCGCACGUAGUAAAUACGUUUUUAAAACGAAACGAAGUAACAAUAAAAACGCGUAAUAUA
This is a messenger RNA of Acromyrmex echinatior (Panamanian leafcutter ant), 8146 nucleotides long. RefSeq names its product roundabout homolog 2. Gene Ontology annotation, biological process: axon midline choice point recognition; Roundabout signaling pathway; axon guidance. Gene Ontology annotation, molecular function: axon guidance receptor activity; protein binding. Lineage: Eukaryota; Metazoa; Arthropoda; Insecta; Hymenoptera; Formicidae. The record is from RefSeq and is a predicted model, not a curated record.